GUGAUAAUGAUGUUGUGAAUUGUGAUUUAAUUAAAAAACAUUAAACAACAACAUGAGUUUUUUAAUAAGAACAUCAAAUUAAACUGCCAAUAUUUUUUAAAAAGAAACGAAUUACACCAGUAUUUAUUUAAUAAGAUGUUAAACUUUUUAAAAACUUGAGUUAUUGAAAAAUUAACGAAUUAAAUAAACAAAUUGAUAAGGUCAAAUAAUUAUAAUGGCUACACGAGAUGGGGUAGAUUAUGAUCCUGCGGAUGGCAAUUAUUCUGAAGUUGUUCUUACCAUUAGAAUUUUAAUGGGAAAGGAAGUCAUUCCUUUAAUUGGAGAGUAUGGAGAAGUUGUUCGAGACCUUCGAAACCAAUCAGGAGCAUCUAUAUCGAUUACUGAUAGUUCCACUCCAGAACGUAUCGUGACUGUCACUGGUAAUAUAAGUAUCAUACAAAAGGCAUUUAAACUUAUUACAAACAUUUUGGAACAGAAUAAUUUGAUUCAUUUACAAAAUAAUCGUAAGGCACCAAAUAAUUCUACAACAAUAAAGCUCAUUGUACCUGCGUCCCAAUGUGGUUCAUUAAUUGGAAAAGGAGGUGUAAAAAUUCGAGAAAUUCGAGAAGCAAGUGGAGCGAUGGUAAAUGUAGCUUCUGAUUUAUUAGCCAAUUCAACUGAAAGAACAGUAAGUAUUAGUGGAACUGCUGAAGCCAUCACUGAAGCCAUUCACCAAAUUUGUGUUGUUAUGCUAGAGACUCCGGGAAGAGGUCCAACAGUGGCCUACAGACCUAUAGUGACGCAGCCAGGGCCUGUAGUGUUAUGUGGAGGUCAAGCCUAUACUCUUCAAGGAUCUCUUGCUAUUCCUGCUGUAGGAGAUCAAUCUGCUACGAGCUCGGCUUUAAACACAAUAGCAAGUAUAGCACCUAACCUAAUAGCUGGUUCUGGAUUAGAUCCUUCAGUGCUUGCUGCAUUAGCUGGUAGUCAGUUACGAGGAGGUGGAGUUGGUUCUAAAAAUACACAACAACAUAUCACUCAUGAAAUGGCUAUACCAAAUGAUAUUAUUGGUUGUAUUAUUGGCAAAGGUGGAACAAAAAUUGCGGAAAUUAGGAGAAUAAGUGGGGCUAUGAUAAGAAUAUCAAAUACUGAAGAACAUGAAGCAUCUGGGAAAAUGGAAAGAGCCAUUACUAUUAGUGGACAAUCUGAUGCUGUUAAUGUUGCAAAGACAUUAAUCAAUUUGAGUGUUGAUCAAUAUAAUAAAUCAUCUGGUAGUGAAGCAUUAGAUUAUGAUGAAGAAUGCCCUUCAAAUUUACCUACUGAUACAAAAUCAACAUCUGAAACUUUGGCCACAUUAUUAACAAAUCCUAAUGGUAUCAGUGCUUUAGGGACAUUGACAGGUCUUAAGGAAUUGUUAGGAAACAUUAACAAUAAAAAACAUUUAAUUAAAAAAAGAGAAAAAAAUGAUAACAAAUUUGCCCCCUAUUAAUUGGUUAAACUUUUAUCAUGUUAUUUUGAAUCCAAAAAUGUAUUUUAAUUAUGUAAUUUUGCUUCCAUACUCAUCUAAUUGAAAUGAAAUUAUUGUACAAUUAAUAUC
This is a messenger RNA of Adelges cooleyi (spruce gall adelgid), 1573 nucleotides long. RefSeq names its product poly(rC)-binding protein 3-like. Gene Ontology annotation, biological process: regulation of gene expression; regulation of RNA metabolic process. The record is from RefSeq and is a predicted model, not a curated record. Gene Ontology annotation, molecular function: mRNA binding. Bases 215 to 1465 code for a protein of 416 amino acids. The transcript has 11 exons. NCBI's taxonomy places the organism in Eukaryota, Metazoa, Arthropoda, Insecta, Hemiptera, Adelgidae. Gene Ontology annotation, cellular component: nucleus; cytoplasm.